GCCGCGGGGGGGUGGCCAAUGAUGGGUUGGGGAUUGUAGAUGAUGCUGCUGGUUCUACGGUGCCCUACAGUCCCUGUCGUCCAUCUCGAACGCCCGUCCUCUCGCUCUCUCGCUGGUCUUGUGUUCCUGAUGCCUUCGUUUCCUAGGGUUUGCGCGGGUAUCCACGGAUGCGGUGAGGACGGGCCUCGUCACCGGUACCUGGGGCGCCACCACGGCCGUGGCGUGUCAGAGGUGCCGGUACAUCGUCUUUCUAAUGCCUCUGAUGAGGACAUGAAGUGCCAGCGCAGACAGAUUGAUUUGGAUCGAUGGAUGUGAUUUCUGGUUUCUUGUCGGGCAUGAAUUGGCGAUGCGUUGGUAUAUCAUGGAUAUUAGAGACAUCAUAUAUAUAUCCACGAACAGGAUUCAAUUUCAC
Messenger RNA from Aspergillus steynii IBT 23096, 412 nucleotides. RefSeq lists its product as uncharacterized. The record is from RefSeq and is a predicted model, not a curated record. The coding region runs from base 43 to 315 and encodes 90 amino acids. The transcript has a single exon. NCBI's taxonomy places the organism in Eukaryota, Fungi, Ascomycota, Eurotiomycetes, Eurotiales, Aspergillaceae.